UCCUCUGUAGGUUUGAGUUUAUCUUGCGUGCAGAGUGCUCGCUGUUUUCAAAACUUGCAGGUGUUUGUACGUUGGUCUCGUGAUGUAUCAUCAGCCUGUGCUGAAAAACAGACGCACUCUCCUCGAGAGAGCAGAGAAGUUUGUCUCUGAUAUUUAUUUCACAGACUGCAAUCUGAGAGGACGACUCUAUGGAGACUCCUGUCCGCUGGAGUCCAUCGCCUCCUGCUUGUCCUCCAAACGGAUCACAUUCACUGAAGCUUCCAAGCAGGACUUUGCACCUCAUAAAGUCGGGGAUACCUUUGGACCAACGUGGUGGACUUGCUGGUUUAAAGUGACCCUGAAAAUCCCCGAGUCCUGGAAAGGGAAAGAAGUUCAUCUUCUGUGGGAAAGCGAUGGAGAAGCAAUGGUUUGGAGAGAUGAACAGCCAGUUCAAGGCCUGACUAAAGAGGGUGAAAAGACGAGUUACAUCCUCUCUGACUGUCUGAAAGAUGAGGAGCCACAUAGCAUCACCCUUUACAUAGAGGUGGCCUGUAAUGGGCUUUUUGGUGCUGGUCAAGGGUCCAUGAUUGCAGCCCCAGAUCCAAACAGGACGUUUUCUAUACAGAAGGCUGAGCUGGUGGUAUUUAACCGGGAUGUACGGGAGCUGCUGACUGAUUUUGAGAUGCUGACUGACAUCGUAAAGGAACUCGGAGAGGGAGAACAACGAGGCUACCAGGCACUCUUCACUGUCAACGAGAUGGUGAACCUAUGUGAUCCCUUUAAUCCAAGCUCCUUCCCCAAAGCACGCAGACUGGCUCACAACUUCUUCAGCCAGCGGAACGGAGAGAGCCAGCACAAUAUUCAUGCGAUGGGUCACUGCCACAUAGACUCAGCUUGGCUGUGGCCCUAUGAAGAGACCAUUCGCAAAUGCGGCAGAAGCUGGGUGACAGUGAUCCGUUUAAUGGAAAAGAACCCAGAGUUUGUUUUCACUUGUUCUCAGGCCCAGCAGUUCCAGUGGGUAAAAAGUUGGUACCCAGGACUCUUCUCCCAGAUUCAGAAUUACGUCAAGAAAGGCCGGUUCAUUCCAGUGGGAGGAACGUGGGUUGAAAUGGAUGGCAAUCUACCUUCUGGUGAGUCCAUGGUCCGGCAGUUCCUGGAAGGCCAGCGCUUCUUUAACCACGAGUUUGGGAUCUAUUGCAAAGAGUUCUGGCUUCCAGAUACAUUUGGCUACUCUGCCCAACUUCCUCAAAUAAUGCAGGGUUGCGGCAUUUCCAAUUUCUUGACACAGAAACUCAGCUGGAACCUGGUCAACACCUUCCCUCACAACACAUUUUUCUGGGAAGGUCUGGACGGCUCAACGGUUUUAACUCACUUCCCACCAGGAAAUACCUACGAAAUGAAGGGCAAGGUUGAAGACCUGGUGAAAACUGUGAAGAACAACAAAGACAAAGGCAGGGCCAACCACAGUGCAGUGUUGUUUGGUUUUGGCGAUGGUGGCGGUGGCCCAACACAGCUGAUGCUAGACAGACUGCACCGGGUCCAGGACACAGAUGGACUUCCCAAGGUCCAAACGUCCAGUCCCGAAAAGCUUUUCUCUCAGCUUCAGGCUGACUCAGCUCUGCUUUGCACUUGGGCCGGAGAGCUCUUCCUGGAGCUGCACAAUGGCACCUACACCACACAGGCGCAGAUCAAACGAAGGAACCGCCAGUGUGAGACACUGCUUCAUGACAUCGAGAUAGCCAGCAGCUUGGCGCUGUGUCGGGACAUGACCUUUCAGUAUCCCGUGGAGAAACUGCAGGAGCUCUGGAGGCUGCUUCUUCUCAACCAGUUCCAUGACGUGAUUCCCGGCAGCUGUAUAGAGAUGGUUGUGGAGGAUGCACUCCGGUAUUAUGAAGAUAUUCGUAGAGAUGGUGCUACACUACUGCAUGAUGCCUGUGGAGCCCUGGGAUCUAAGGGCAACUCUGACGGUGUCUUCAACUCUCUGCCAUGGGAGCGGCAUGAAGUCAUCCAGAUUCAAGAUGGCGCUGGUAAACCUAGCCUGGCUCUGGUGAGAGUUCCCAGUCUCGGCUUGUCUCCUGUCAAACACUCACAGCCUGUAGCUCCAGUCUCUGUCACUGGCCAAGCCGACGGCACUGUCCUCAUGGAGAACGGGAUUUUACAGACUGUCAUAAACAAAGAUGGCACUUUGGCUUCACUGUAUUUGAUCAAUGCAAACAGAGAAGCCAUCUCUGACAGCUGUCACGGGAACCAGUUUGUCAUGUUUGAUGAUGUCCCUCUGUAUUGGGAUGCUUGGGAUGUAAUGGACUACCAUCUGCAGACAAGGAAGCCGGUGCUGGAGGUGGUGCAGCCUGUUCAUGUGGUGUCCGCAGAUGGGCUCCGAGGCAGUGUCAGCUUCACCCUCAGGAUCAGUGAUAAGAGCACGCUCACACAGGAGAUUGUCUUGGAUGCCAUGUGUCCUUACAUCAAGUUCAACACAGAGGUGAAGUGGGCAGACUCGCACAAGUUUCUGAAGGUUGAAUUCCCAGUGCGUGUACGCAGCCCCAAUGCCACCUUUGAGAUCCAGUUUGGCCAUCUGCAGAGACCCACACACAGGAACACUUCAUGGGACUGGGCCAGAUUUGAGGUUUGGGGUCACAAGUGGGCCGAUUUGUCGGAGCACAACUUUGGAGUUGCACUGCUGAAUGACUGCAAAUACGGCUAUUCAGUCCACAAGAGCACCAUGACGCUGUCCCUACUGAGAGCACCGAAGGCCCCAGAUGUCAAUGCUGACAUGGGGACUCAUCACUUCACCUAUGCAGUCAUGCCACACACAGGAUCCUUCCAGGAUGCCUCGGUCAUCCAGUGUGCGUACAACCUGAACUUCCCUGUGAGGUCAAUCCAGUGCACUCCCGACACUGUGCCCUGGAGUGCCUUUUCCGUCAGCCAUGCAGCAGUCAUACUUGAGACCAUUAAACAGGCUGAGGACAGGAAGAGGGCACUUGUUGUCCGACUCUACGAGUCACACGGUAGUAGCGUGACUGCAACUCUCUGCACUGCUCUUCCAGUCAGGGACGCUUGGCAUUGUGAUCUCUUGGAGAGACCAGACCCCACCCAGCCAGCACGCAUUACAUCAGAGGGAAUCACCAUGGACUUCAAGCCCUUUCAAAUCAUGUCACUUCUCCUCAUCUUGUGAUACAUAUGGCACUUUACAGAGCUUCAGGGUGGUCACAAAUUGAAUAUUAAUACAACAGUUUGGUCCCACGAGUAAAAACUAGUUAUGUUAUAAAAUGUGGUGCUGCUCUAUUGACAGUUUAUUAGAAAACUUCAACUAGGGGGGCAUCUUUUUGAGCCACUCAUAGAUGACUAUUUUCCAAAGAUAACGUGAUUACUUCGGAUCAAAUCAAUAACGUUGCAGGACUUUUGUAAAAACAUGUUUUAUUAACAAAUAUUAAAAAAGGCAUAUUGUGUAAUA
Messenger RNA from Micropterus salmoides (largemouth bass), 3430 nucleotides. RefSeq names its product mannosidase, alpha, class 2C, member 1 (gene man2c1). Gene Ontology annotation, molecular function: alpha-mannosidase activity; carbohydrate binding. Gene Ontology annotation, biological process: oligosaccharide catabolic process; mannose metabolic process. Bases 83 to 3151 code for a protein of 1022 amino acids. Lineage: Eukaryota; Metazoa; Chordata; Actinopteri; Centrarchiformes; Centrarchidae. The record is from RefSeq and is a predicted model, not a curated record. The transcript is spliced from 26 exons.